AUACGAAAGCCCUAAGGGAAUUUCUCCACCAGUUUUUAGAUUACAAUCGAGGCAAUAAGCGGCGCAUCUGAAAUUCCAAACGAGAAGAUGACGAUCGAUUCGCAGCAGAAAACGAGCAAGUUCCGAUGGGGGGAGAUGGACGAAGACGACGAUCUCGAUUUCCUUCUCCCUCCGAGGCAGGUGAUUGGCCCAGACGAGAAUGGUGUGAAGACGGUGAUCGAAUACAAGUUCAACGAUGAGGGCAACAAGGUCAAGACCACCACCAGGACACGUGUCCGGAAGCUAGCUUCCGCGCGGCUUAACAAACGGGCCAUGGAGCGGAGGAGCUGGCCCAAGUUCGGAGACGCGGCAAAUGAGGACACCGGUAGCCGUCUCACCAUGGUUUCAACCGAAGAGAUUCUUAUGGAACGACCCAGGGCUCCUGGUACCAAAGCAGAUGAAUCAAAGGCAGCAGGAGACAGCUUGUCUCAGCUGGGUAAAGGUGGUGCAGUCCUCAUGGUGUGCAGGACAUGCCACAAGAAAGGUGAUCACUGGACAUCAAAAUGCCCUUACAAGGAUCUAGCUGUACCAGCCGAUGUUUUCAUCGACAAGCCACCUACAGGGGAAGCAUCGACCACAUCCACUGCUCCUGGAACUGGCAAGGCCGCUUAUGUCCCGCCUAGCAUGAGAGCAGGUGCAGACAGAAACGCUACUGGUUCAGACAUGAGGAGGAGAAACGAUGAGAACUCUGUGCGUGUAACUAACUUGUCUGAAGAUACCCGUGAGGCAGACUUGAUGGAGCUGUUCCAUCCGUUUGGAGCGGUCACGCGUGUCUAUGUGGCGAUUGAUCAGAAAACUAGCAUGAGCAGAGGUUUUGGUUUCGUCAAUUUCGUGAGCAGAGAAGAUGCUCAACGGGCAAUCAACAAAUUGAAUGGCUAUGGUUAUGAUAACCUCAUCCUCAGGGUUGAGUGGGCCACUCCAAGACCCACCUAGAAAUGUCUGAGCAGAGCCGGGCUUCGGGCAGAAGCUCAGGAGUCGUUAAGUUCAAAAAGUGCUUAGGAGCCUAAGCUGUGUGUGUGUUUUUUUUUUUUUUGUUCCUUUACUUUAUCAUAUUGCUUUAAUUUAACGGACUGGCAACACUUCUUUUUCUCCUAAUUUUUCGGAAUCUUUGGUUAUAUUUUGUAUUUUUGACACUUUUAUCAACUUAAAAUAUUUUUCCCUAUAAAUGAUAAAAGGUCCAAAUAUCAAA
This is a messenger RNA of Eutrema salsugineum, 1228 nucleotides long. RefSeq names its product eukaryotic translation initiation factor 3 subunit G. The transcript has 2 exons. Gene Ontology annotation, molecular function: translation initiation factor activity; RNA binding. The coding region runs from base 88 to 972 and encodes 294 amino acids. Lineage: Eukaryota; Viridiplantae; Streptophyta; Magnoliopsida; Brassicales; Brassicaceae. The record is from RefSeq and is a predicted model, not a curated record. Gene Ontology annotation, cellular component: cytoplasm; eukaryotic translation initiation factor 3 complex.